GUAAACUACUUCACGUACUUCGCAGACUUCACUGUCCUAACGAAGCCGCAGUGAGCAUGGAGCGUCUGUUAGAUGAAGAGUAUAAAGGCGAAUUGCUUCAAAGCCUCAACGAGCUCAGGAAAUCGAACAUUCUGUGCGAUACAACGAUCAAAACCGAAGGAAAAGACUUCCCAGUUCAUCGAUGUGUUUUAACAGCCGCCAGUCCCUACUUCCGGGCGAUGUUUACCUCAGAGUUCAGGGAAAACGAUAGCGGCUUCGUAGAGCUAAAAAACGUAACAGGUGCCAUAAUGAAUGAAAUUAUUCAGUUUAUGUACACUGGGAAAGCGGAAACUGACUCAUCGAGUGCUCAAGAGUUGAUUAUGGCGGCCGACUUCUUGAUGCUGCCAAGUUUAAAAUUGAAAGCCUCGAAAUUCCUGGAAGGAACAAUCAGCGUCACGAACUGCCUUGCGCUAGAGUCUUUCGCUCGGCAGUUUAACUGUGAUUUAUUGAAGCAGGCCUCAGUCUCCUACAAAAUGGAAAAUUUUCCCUCUGUGGUGAAAACAGAUGAUUUUAAAUCACUGGACUUCGAGAGGGUACAGGACUUGAUCUCACGAGACGAAAUAGUUGUCUCUAAAGAGGAAGAAGUUUACGAAGCAGUGAUUAUCUGGGUUAAGCACGAAGUCGCAUCGCGAGAGUGCUUACUACCAGAGCUCCUGAAAUGCGUGAGAGCUUCCUCGAUGUCAAAGCACAGUCUUAAAAGGAUCAUUGAUCGAGAGGACUUGGUUAUAAAGAACCCAGCUUGUAUGAAAAUUUUGAUUCAGUGGCUCAGGGCUUUUCUUUUUCAAGAUUAUGUAUUGUUACAAGGGCCUCGAUUAUGCCUUAAAUUUAAGGAGACAGUGGUAGUUCUUACUGGUGGUCACAGGUCAGGAUCGAUAUCAACCUCUACCACCCUUGGCUUUGUUCUUGCUACAAAGAAGUGGUUACAAUUACCUAUGAUGCCAUGUCCCCGAACACGACAUGCUGCUGCAGUAUGUGGUGGUCAGUUGUAUGUGGUUGGAGGUUUCUCAGAGAUCCCAUUAUGUUGCUUCAAUCCUGUUCAAAAUGAGUGGUUUUCUACUGAAAAGAACCUGCCAUUCCAUCCGCAUAGUGCACUGGUUGCCUUUAAUGAAGAACUGUACCUGAUUGGUGGAGAUUCUGAUGAUAAGCGUCAAGUUAGGAAGUACAAAUGUAACCUUGAUCAAUGGGAAUUUCUGUCACCAAUGGCAUUUUCUCGAGCUGCACACUGUGCAGUUGUCCUUGAGGAGCUCAUCUAUGUAAUGGGUGGUCAUAAUGAUAAUGUGUGUUUAAGGAGUGUUGAGUGCUACAAUCCUGCUAAUGAUCAGUGGACUCAGAUUUUAGAUAUGAACAAUGCAAGAAAAUUUUCCGCUGCAGCAGCCAUCACUAAUGGAAAAAUCAUUGUUGUAGGUGGUUAUAGUGACAUGGGCUUUACAAGAAUUGAAGAAACUUGUGAAAUCUUUGACAAAAGUUUGAAUCAGUGGAGCUUGGUUUCAAGCCCCACAGUACCACGUGCUGCAUGUGGCAUAGUCAGUGUGAAAAGUGCUGUUUAUCUGUUUGGAGGAGAAGAUACUAACAACCCUGUAAAUAAACUUGACAGUGUAGAGUGUUAUAUUGUCCAAGAAGAUAAGUGGAUCCAUGUUAGCACCAUGCCUGAAAGUCUCUCUUGCCUUCAGGCUUCACUCAUUCAAUUUCCUGUGAAACAUGUGACAGAAGAUUGAAAUUGAAAAAGAGAGAAAUUAGAUUUUAUUCAGUGUAGUGUGUUGGUCUCUCUCUGGAAGAGUUUCAUAGAGGUUAUUACAUGGCCAAGUAGAGAUAUGAAAUCUCUCUUAGAGCAUUGAAAUCCAUGGCUGAGCUUGUAAACCAUUAACCCUUAACUACUAUGAGUGACCUAGACAAAAUUUCUCAUUACAAUAUCAACAGAAUAUCAAGGAGAAUAAAGGAAAACAUCAUUUAGGUAUAAUAAGUUGAUCAAGAAAAAAUUUUUCCUUACAAUAUUAAAAGGGUAUCAAGCAGACAGUGACAAGAAUAAAGGAAAAUAUUAAUUAGGGAUAAUUAGUUGAUCACAUCCCAAAUUCUCCAAAUUAAAAAAAGAAUUGUAUGGCAGACAUUAAGGACAAUUAAUAACUUGAUCUUGUGAGUGAAAAGGUUAAACUUUCAUUUAGAAAUGUUUUUUAUGUUAUAUUUCAAUUUACUAGAAAAAGCAAAAUAAAGGGCUCUAAUGACAUGAUAAUAAGCCAGCAUGGAUGGUCUUAAAUUAGAGUAGUAAAUGUUUUUACAAACCUUGCCUGAACUACUAUGAAUUUCUACUAAACAUGUAACUUUAAAAACUUUAAAAUGUAUCCAGUUUACCAUUCAUAGAGCAGAUGAGUAUGACUUAUUUACCGAGUGUGGCUCACGACUGUCCAUAGUCCUUUAUCACUGAUUACUCUCAAUUAUUUCUAUCGUCAUCAUCAUUAUCAUUAUUAUUGUCAUUAUUUUUAUAACUGUUAUCAAGCAUAUCUAUUUUUGUGAUUUAGGAUAAAAUAAAGGAGAGUCAGCAGUCACA
This is a messenger RNA of Pocillopora verrucosa, 2581 nucleotides long. Its product is annotated as kelch-like protein 12. Lineage: Eukaryota; Metazoa; Cnidaria; Anthozoa; Scleractinia; Pocilloporidae. Gene Ontology annotation, molecular function: protein binding. The record is from RefSeq and is a predicted model, not a curated record.